Messenger RNA from Arctia plantaginis, 342 nucleotides. The record is from the annotation of a GenBank genome assembly. Lineage: Eukaryota; Metazoa; Arthropoda; Insecta; Lepidoptera; Erebidae.
AUGAAAUUGACUAUACGAAGAGUGUCUUCAAGAGAUUUUUCGUCGUACCGCUGCGUCGCCAAGAACUCUCUCGGCGAGACAGAUGGGCUUAUCCGACUUGACGAAAUUCCCGCUCCCUCGACUACAAGCACCACUGACAAUUACGUGCCCACUUAUCCUCAAAAGAAGAAAGGUAAACAUAAAAAUCGUUGGCGGGAUAGCUCUGCCGAGAAUAGAGUCAUAGGAGAUUACGAGGUGGAAGAAUGGAAAGAUGUCGAUUAUGAGUCGACUCAGUCUUCCCGGUCGCCGUCCAGUCGUGGAGCUCUAUUCAUCAUCCUCGGAGGUUUGAUCAUCGCCAGCUGA